This is a messenger RNA of Schistocerca cancellata (South American locust), 8896 nucleotides long. RefSeq lists its product as uncharacterized. The record is from RefSeq and is a predicted model, not a curated record. Gene Ontology annotation, biological process: exocytosis. Gene Ontology annotation, molecular function: neurexin family protein binding. Lineage: Eukaryota; Metazoa; Arthropoda; Insecta; Orthoptera; Acrididae. Bases 323 to 7237 code for a protein of 2304 amino acids. The transcript is spliced from 11 exons. Gene Ontology annotation, cellular component: exocytic vesicle; plasma membrane.
GUCAGAGCUAGCGAGUCCUGCAGAGAAGGGUAAUACCGAAGGCUGUGAUGACGGAAUUGUACUACUGAAGCACAUCAAGAAAUCCGAGGCGGACACCGCAACAGGCGAUGCAUCUCGCCACAGCGAUAGCAGAGGGAAGGAAAGCGAGGGAGACGGCAUUGUGCUCGUGAAACACGUCAAGAAUUUGGAGGGAGAAAGUGAUGACGUUCCGGCGCGAGCGAGUGAUUUUAGUUCUGUCCCGGGUGGAGUGGUUAGUGAUGGAGACAAAGAGGUCGGGGAAGAGGAGACUGGAGAUGAAAGUGAAGGCAGUGUGAGUGACGAAAUGCAGAUGCAUCACGAUACAGGCGACAGCAGCGAUAGCGACUCUGAGAGUUCCACCUUCAGCACCAGUGGCUGCGACAGUGACCUUGACUCCGGAGACGGCGGCGUUGUCCUCUUAAGGCACAUUGAAGUUGUUCCAGAGGAAGACCGCGCGGCCGUUACUGGAGAACAGCAUGUACGUGAUUCGCGGGGUGACGUUAAUGAGUGUGGUGCUAUUACUGCCGGAAGUGUCGUUAGUGAAGCUGAGAGCAGCCCCGUCGGUGAAGGGAAAGAUGGCGUUGAAACAGAGGAUAGAGUAGAGGAAGCUACUACGGUGGAAAAAGCAACAGAGUUUCAUGAAGGUGAGUACAAAGUUCCAGCAGUUGAAGAUGAAACAGGUGGUGAAAAUGAUGACGCAGUGUUAGCUGGGGAAUUAAGUGGGUGUAUAGAUGAUUUAGCUGUGAAUGAUGACGAGGGAAAUGGUUCGGUAGUGACGCAAGAAGCCACUGCUGGCGUGCAAGAGGACGAGCAGGGUGCAGUGGUAGUGACACUGCCAAAGGAGGAUGAGGGUUCGGUGGUUGCUGCGGUUUCCAGCGGCUCCGGUGAAGGUCCGCAGGAGCCGGAAGUCACGACCGAGCGCCCCCUGAAGACACAGGACGAACAAAAGCCCCCAGGACACGCAGAGGUUGGCGGUGACUCAGCCGCGACGCAGGACACCGGAUUACCGACGCUGGAGGAAGAGGGAGCCGCAAAGGAAAGUGAUUUACAGCAAUGUUGCCCUCAGAUUACUGUGGAGGUCGUGGAGUGCGUCGAAGAUCUGACGGAGAGCAUUGUCACGCGGAUUGGCGAAGACUCCAAGUGCGUGACAGUGACCAGAGAUGAAGCUGAACGUCUCGCUGGUGCCGAUAUCGAGUCUGCGGUAGCGGAGACGGGGCAGUUGGAAGAUGCAAGUGGCAGCGUGACGGAGGACGCGGGCGCCGUAGAGUCGGUGGUACGUGAAGGAAUUCGCGAGGGAGACGAAGAUAAGGCGGCGGCGGCGGCGGCAACAGGUGGGGGCGAACCGCUCCGGGACAGCUGGUUCGGCGGCGUCGUGCUGCGGCGCAUACGCCACCUGGACGACGAGGGCAGCGACCCGGCGCUGACCGGCGGCCGCGCCGACAACUACGACGGCCGAGCCGCUGCACGGAGUUCGCCGGAACGCUCAGAGAUGGCGCCGGCGGCCGCUGCCGCUGCAGGCGCGCCUCGCGCCGCUGCCACCCACGACACGGAGGAAGGCGUGCGGAACACCUGCAUUUCACUCGCCGCUCUCUUCGGAGAGUACGACAGUGCGAGCCUGGCAGUCCGCGAGGAUGAGGUGUCGGCCGUCCCGUGCAGAGCGGACAGCGCUGACAAUAGCCGGAAGGAGGUAGCGGUGGCGCACGCCGAAGUAGACACGAUCGGCGUCGAGAAGUCUGGGGCUUCUGCAGCGGCAGAAGUACCCGUUGACAGUGCGACGCGCGUCGGAGAAAGUGCCGCGGAGAUGACGUCGGGCGAUUCUGCACCAGCGGAACACGCUCUCGAACGUGAACGCGGGUCGGAAACUAUAACAGUUGUGGAUAAUGAUCGAGGUCCUGGUAGGGUGUCGGACGGUGAGGAUUCGAUGGUGGUGACGUCAGGUGGAGAGAAGGUGGAGGAGCAGAGUUCCGAAGUGAAAGAGGCUGUGGCAGUGGAAAACCCGUCGUCGGUGGAAGCGCCCGCGAAUUUUGAAGUGUCGGAAAUCGAACAACCUGUGGAGCCGGAUGUGGCGGCGCACCUGUUGUCUCCGGAGCAGUCCGACGUCUCGAGACGGUCGAGAAGCGCGUCGGAGAGCGAGGGAACGAUAAAGCUGGAGGAGGAGGAGACGGAAAGCGGCGAAGGGAGCGACGAGGAGGAAGAGCGGCGCGACGGCGAGGGUGCGCGCGCAGCGGCGGCGCCAGGUGCGCCAUCGACGGCGGCGGCGGCGGCGGCAGUCGGCCGCGGGAGCCCGACGCGAGCGGACGCGCACCAGCAUGGCGGCGCGCCGCCGGAGCGAUACACCAGCCUCGUCAUGAUAACGCAGGACGCGCCGCAGCAGUCGGUCAGUGUGGUCACGAGCGAGACGACGACGCUGGUCCCGGCGGGCGCCGCCCCCGCCCCCGGGGGCGGGGGCGACGUGGUGGUGAGGCACACCAACUGGGAGGAGCAGGCCGCCGCGGCUACAGCCGCCUCCGGGCUCGCCGGCUACUUCACCCUCACGCUGGAGGCGGGCCCGCGCUCGGCGUCGCCGUCGGCGAGGCGGCCGCUCGUCACCAAGACCCUGGCGGAACCCGCCCCCGCGCCGGAGGACACCGUCCCGGCGCGCCAGCAAGAGGACGUGCACGUAGUGACAGGCGGCGACACCCUCUCGGCCGUCGUCUGCCUAGAGGAGGGCCUCGCCGACGACGACUCGUGGGUGGAGGAGGUGGGCGACCGCGACGAGGACGAGUUCGCCACGUCGACGGCCUCGGAGGGGGACGACGCGGACGACUCUUCGUGCGACGAGUCCGGCGCGGCGGUCAGGUCGGCGACGUCGUACUCGGACCGCGAGGAAGAGCUGCGCGGCUACCACCGCUCCGCCAUCGACUUCACCCUGCACACCAUCGUCGAGGAGAGCUGCGAGGAGAGCGAAGUGGAGCACGCGUCGCGCAACGGCGCCGGUUCGGGGCGCAAGUCGCGCCCCACUUCCGCCUCGGAACUGGAGAAGUACUUCUUCUUUCGGCUGGGCAACGGCGCGCCGGUCAACCCCGGCGGGGGCGGCGGUGGGGGCGGCCGGGAGCUAGACUCCAUGUCGGACACCUGCAGCUCCAUCUACAGCGAAGGGCUGGAGUCUCUGGGAGGCGGUGAGGACGGCGCCGGGGGACCCGGAAGUCCGAGGGACGACGCCGACGCGGACGAGCUGGCGGCGCUGGCGUCCUCGCGCCUCGAGAAGUACUUCCUGACCGGCUUCAUGGGGUUCAUGGGGCCGUCCGGAGAGGGCGCCGGCGACUCGGACGGCAGCGGCAGCGUCGGCAGUGACAGCGAGGGCCGCCCGUCACCCGAGCAGCGCCGCAAGAGGCUGGUGACGCGCGCCAGGAGGGGCCACCAGCUGUCAGUCCAGCAGAUGUCCAGCCCUUCGCAGCAGCAGCAACAGCAGCAGCAGCACGACGUGACGCCGGAGCUGUCGUGCGGGGAAGCGCCGCCCUUCUCCGCCACCGAAGACUCGUCCAGCACGGAGACCGAAGGCUUGAGCGGCAGCCUGGGCGCUCACGACGACACCGUCACCACCUUCGACCGGCCCGACGGCCAGUUCGACACCGUCAAACGCAAGAAGAAGCGCCGCAGCAGCGGCUGCCCGUCCCCGGCCGUGGAGGAACCGCCGCAGACGUCCAUCUCCACUCCGCCCUCCGCGUCGCUGGACGCCACUGCCGCGACCACCACCACCACCGCCGGCGGCAAUAACAGGGAAUCCUCGGAAGACGAGGACGGCGCCAAGACGCCUCAGCCCGAAUUCCUGCUGCUGCCCUCCGACCUGUCGGCGUCGCGCAACAAGCAGCACAGCCGGGACAGCGGCUUCAUCGGCAGCUGCGACGACCUGCUGAAGGAACAGCGCACCAGCAGCGACUCCAGCAGCGCCGGCGGCAGCGAUGCGCCGGCACAGACCGCCACGGAGACGGCCGCCACCUGCGAGACCGCCACGGCCAACAAGGAAGAACCGUCCCCGAUCCAGACGCCGUCCGCAGACAGUGACUCCGCCCGCAAAGUCCUCGCCGACUCGGCCGCGCCGGCGUCGGACGAGAAGGCGUCCCAGCCGGCACCGCCACCGCCGGCCACUUCGCUCACCCGCAAGGACAGCUUCAACAACUGGAGCUCCGACGAGGAGACCAACCUGAUGAUGUCCAAGAUGCGCGCCUUCUUCAAGACGAUGGUGGCGGCGGCGGGCGCCAACAGCUCGGGGAGGGUGACGGGCGCCACGUCGACGUCGACGCCGCAGGCUAGCCCCGGAGUGCGGCCGCGCUCCAAGCCGCCGCAGCUGGUCUACUUCGAGAACGAACUGACGCGCCUGAUGAAAACCGUACCCGGCAUUCGCGACGACCAGGUGCGCGAGAUUGUCGAGUACCUGAGCAGCGAGGACACGUGGAGCGACUCGUACGACUCGAGCGACUACACCAGCUCGGACCUGGAGGCGCAGCACGAGCACCACCUGCACCACCGCCACCAGUACCAUCCCUACGCGUACCAACCUGCGGCGCCUCCCGGCUCGCCGGCGGCCAGGAGCGACCUGCAGGAGCAGAUCUCGGCCAGCUGCCGACAGAUCAUCAACAAGUUCGACACGGCCGGCCCCGGAGACGAUGGCCUGUCCGCCGCCUCCGACAGGGACCGCACCCUCGGAGGCGCCGCCGCCGUCGACGACGGCGGCGGCAUCGCCAAAGACAACGCGCUCGUUUACCAGAAACUGGUGGCGUCUUUCUCCAAGAUGGCUAGCAACGACGCCGGAUCGGCUGCCGCCCCCGGGGGCGGCUCUGUCACUGCCGGAUUCGGCGGUCCCGUCGGUGUGGCAGGGGGCGUGCCCGGCGUCGCUGGAGGCGGCGUCGGAUCUGCCAGCAGCACUCCGCACAGCUCGCCCCCGCUCUUCGCCAAGGUGAUGCAGCACAUCGGCACUAGGUUGGUGGCGCUGAUGCACGAGGUGUCCGGCGGCGAGGGCGUGGCUACGUCGAGCCCGAAGCCGCGGCUGCACCACCACGGGCACCACCACGGCCACCACCACCACCAUCACCACCACCACCAUCACCACCGGCGGCUGCAGCAGAAGCCGUCGAGCGCGUCGACGACGACGGAGGAAGAGGAGGAGGACAGCAGCCACACGGACACGGAGCAGGGCGUGUCGGCGCCGCUGCUGCAGCUGCCGCGCUCCAAGUCGCACGACCUGCUGCUGGAGCAGCAGCAGCACGAGGCGCGCCUGCGCUCCGCCAGCAGCGGCGGCCACGUCUCCGACGUCGAGCGCAGCGAGCACUCCGACUACGAGCGCUUCAGUUGGCGGGGCAGCUUCGAGUCUGCGCUGAUGGCAGCGGACUCCCGGACCAAGCUGUCGCUGCUGGCGGGGGCGGGCGGCGGCGGCGGCGUCGGCGGCUGCGGCGCGCUGCCAGAGUCGUGCAAGCGGCGCUCGGCUGGAGACCUGCUGCUCGCCAGCUCCAGGGACCAGCUGGCCGUCGACCGCGUGCGCUCCUGCGGCAGCAUCGGCGGCCUCGAGGAGGAGCAGGUGGGAUGGCGCCGCCGCAGCAGCGUCCCGGACGCGGGCCGCUCGGACAAUACGUCGGCCGACGACGAAGACGAUGACGACGACGACGACGUCGGCGCCGACGAGGGCGGCGAGGAGCGCGCGCGCUCGACGACGCUGCCCCGCAGCCUGGCGCCCCCGGGGGCGGGGCCGGCGCCGGCCACGUCCAACUCGCUGCCGCGGCUGCCGCCCUCGCUGGCCGGCAUGCACAAGGCCCACAGCGUUCACCACCUGCUGCAGGCGGCCGGCGGCGGGGGCGGUGGGCACGUCAAGUCUGCGCGCUACCGCCCCCCGGGCUUCGUCAGCCGGCCCGCGUCCACCUCCGUGUCGGCGGGUCCGCCCCCCAAACGCGCCGUCUCCGCCCCCGGGCUGCACCAGCCGCAGCCCGCCCCCCGCGCCAACGCGCCGGCCAGGCGCCGCCCCCAGCCGCCCACGUCGCUGCUGCCCUCUGGCGAGGACGUCGCGCAAGGGGAAGAGCCGGUGUCCACGUCGCUGCACCGGCCUAUCAGCAAGAGCGCCACGCCCUCGCCCGUCGUGGGCGGCGCCGCGUCGCGCAAGAACUCCACCAGCCUCAGCGUCGCCGGCGACUUCGCCGCCGCCGCCGCCGACGGCGACGACACCAAGCUGCGGCCGGGCCUCUCGCCUCUCGGGGCACGGAGCGAUUCGCUUGCAAGUGUGUAUUCUGGCGCUGGAGAGGGUCGGUACGGAACUGUGGCAGUGCGAGGUGAAGUGGAGUUUGGCCUGCAAUACAAUUAUAAAGCUGGAGCGCUCGAAAUACUUGUAAAGCAGUGCCGUGAUUUAGCACCUGUUGACACCAAAAGGAACCGUUCCGAUCCAUAUGUUAAGGUGUAUUUGCUGCCAGACAAAUCUAAGAGCGGAAAACGAAAGACGAAAGUAAAGAAACAUACUCUUAAUCCUGUAUUUGAUGAAACCCUAAAAUUCCACAUAACCUUGCAUGGUCUGGAAACAAGAACCCUGUGGCUCACUGUGUGGCAUUCAGACAUGUUCGGGAGAAAUGACUUCCUUGGAGAAGUUAUGAUGUCUUUGGAGAAUAAGGUGUUUGAUGAUCCUACUCCACAGUGGUAUCCGUUGCAAGAAAGGACAGAACCAUUUGAUGACCUGCUCAGCUACAAGGGUGACAUAAUAAUUGGUCUCAAGUUUGUCCCUCCCGAUGUUACUGUGCAAAAGAAAGGCAAGAGAUCACGAGGGUCUCUACAGGUGCUGGUAAAAGAAGCAAAGAAUCUUACUGCUGUCAAAGCUAAUGGAACAUCUGAUCCAUUCUGUAAAAGUUACUUGCUUCCGGACAAAGGACGCAGCUCUAAGCAAAAGACGCCUGUACUUCGACGGACUUGUAAUCCUGUGUGGAACUACACAUUCACUUAUGAAGAUGUCAGCUUACAAGAACUCUCAGAAAGAAGUCUGGAGCUGACAGUUUGGGACCAUGAUAGACUAGCAAGUAAUGAAUUUCUUGGAGGUCUACGAUUUAAUCUUGGGACAGGCAAACAUUAUGGGAAAUCUGUGGAUUGGAUGGAUGCAACUGGAAAAGAAAUGACCUUGUGGCAAAGUAUGCUGGAACGGCCUAACUUCUGGGUUGAAGGAUGUCUGACAUUACGUCCUUCACUUGAACAUCGCAGCACAAACUCAUAGUUUUAGUGGUUAAUGUAAAUGUUAGUGGUGCAUUUAUGCGGAAGUUUUAUACAGCUCUUUUAUUAUUCCUCAGUUGAUUUUGUGUAUUGAUAAGUUUUAUCCACAAGUAUGAUCAUUUGAAAAGAAUGGCCAUUGUGUCCCUUUUCCUUUAUUUUUUAAAAAUUAGAAAUGUAAAUGGCUGUACGAUGUCUGUUCCUUCUAAGUGUUUAUUAAAUUAUUUUUAUAUGGAAGAUAGGUGAGCCUCAUUUCAGAUGAACUAGAGUAGCAUAUAAUGUAUUUUUGUAAAUGUAUUACUGUAAUAGUCCAUUGAAAGAAGUCAUUUGUUAAACUGAAAGUGAUAAUUUCUAUCCUUCAGUUUGAAAUGAGACUCAUAAGUGAGUUAAAUCUUUUUAUAUGGAUGUUGAUUUUGCUACCAACAAGAUCAUGAGGUAUACCUGUUUUGAGGUAAAAUAUUAUCUGCUCCUAUUACAAUAUCUUUAACAUAGGGUGAUUUGGUAUGUAAGAAAUAAUAAAUUCAGACUUGUACUCUGUUAACAUAUAUUUAAUCAUUAUUUAAGAGAAAACAUUGUUUACAUUUAAAAUAAUAGCAGUGAAUGUCCAUAUUUUUAUACAGUACCCAUACCACAGGAAAAUUAUUGUGUAUGAAAAAUGGAAAUGUUAAGAGAAGCCACUAGCUAAUUAGAUGAACGCAUUUGUGUUCAUAAUAGUUGGAGGUAUGCUGAAACAGUGCUUCCUUUCUUGUGCUAAAAAUAUAUAUUAAUUUGAUAAAAAUAAUAAAAUGUAAUAAUAAUUUGAUGUACAGGCUGAGAAAUCAUUCUCAAAGGAGUAUUACUCUUACAGUUAUUAUUAUACAUGUGUUGUCUGCAAAAAGUGAUUUAGAAAGAGAUUCUUAUUUUAGUAGUAGCUUCUGACUGUAUUGUUCCUAAGAAUUUGGGAUAAUUGUAUCAAUGUCUCUUUUGUAGCUGCAACAAAUUUUUCGGUGUUAUUGCUGUUUAAUGUGUGUGUUAAUUAUAACAGUAUGAACUAUGGCUCUUUAGAUGUACCUAAGUAAUAUAUAAAUGCAAAUACACUAAGCUUACCGUAUUACCACAGUAUGGGAAGGAAGAAAAUAAUCAUGUUUUGAUGUGUACCUUCAUCUUCAAUAAAAGUGGCUAAAUGUUGCAUUAUUAGAAAAGUUGAAUAUUAACUGGAUUGUCUGUGUUUCAGCUUUAAGUUCAGUUUCUUUUCUCUCUAAACAUACCAACUGUUUGGUUGUUUUUGAUAUUUUUAAAAUUAGUGUAAUAGCUUUUUAUAAGUCACUAAAUUGCUUCUUAAAAAAGAUACAUAAAGUAGAACAUGUGUCUAAUUUCAUUUCUACUAUUGAAAAAUUUCCUCCAGUUUGUUAGUUUUAGUGUACUUUUUACAAUUUUACAUUUACUUGCAUUUUAUACAUGUAACUAUAAAAAAGAAGCAUUCCACAAUCCCAGUUUCAGUUUUUGAUUAGGUAAUGGUGAAUUCAGUAAUUUACAUUACUAAGAUAACAGGGCACAAGACUAGUGUCUUCUUACCAUUAUAGUGGUUUGAAGUAUUGAUCUCUCAGACAUUGUCAUUGUAUAUAGUUAUAUCAUGAGUCAUGUUAUUUUCUAAUUGUCAAUAAAACACCAUAUAUAUUCUGUUUUA